Messenger RNA from Hippoglossus stenolepis (Pacific halibut), 9066 nucleotides. It is a transcript of the gene scn1lab, whose product is annotated as sodium channel, voltage-gated, type I like, alpha b. Gene Ontology annotation, cellular component: axon; plasma membrane; voltage-gated sodium channel complex. NCBI's taxonomy places the organism in Eukaryota, Metazoa, Chordata, Actinopteri, Pleuronectiformes, Pleuronectidae. The record is from RefSeq and is a predicted model, not a curated record. Gene Ontology annotation, molecular function: voltage-gated sodium channel activity. The coding region runs from base 281 to 6394 and encodes 2037 amino acids. Gene Ontology annotation, biological process: membrane depolarization during action potential; sodium ion transmembrane transport; neuronal action potential. The transcript has 27 exons.
CCGGAAGCGCGCAUUGAUUUCUCAAUGGCGAGUGCAGGCUGCUUUAAAGAAGAAGAAGGAGGGCAACCAGGAAAAAGACAAACCCACUAAUCUCUUAUUAAAUCAUUAACAAACCACCAGCGGGAUUAUUUACACGGUUUUCACGCUCACUCCUGAAACUGAGGAUUAUUCUUUCUGGAUAUGGGAUCUACCUUCCAGGUCCCCACCUGCUGGGCACCAUGAUGGUGCUCCCUGCCCCAGCUGAGCCCCUCGCUGCCCUCUGAAGAAGCAGGAUGACAAGAUGGCACAGCUGCUUGUACCGCCCGGACCUGACAGCUUCCUCCCCUUCGUCCCCGAGUCGCUGGCCGCCAUCGAGAGGCGCAUCGCCGAGGAGGAGGCCCGGAGACCACGGGCGGAGCGCCGCAGCGACAGCGAUGAUGAAAAUGGGCCGAAGCCCAAUAGUGACCUGGAGGCGGGGAAAUCUCUCCCCUUCAUCUAUGGGGACACCCCCUCCCACCUGGUGUCCACCCCUCUGGAGGACCUGGAUACCUUCUACAGCAAUCAGAAGACCUUCAUAGUAUUGAAUCGGGGGAAGGCAAUCUUCCGUUUCAACGCCACUCCUGCCUUGUACAUCUUAAGCCCCUUCAACCCCCUAAGGAGGAUAGCUAUUAGAGUUUUAGUACACUCUUUGUUCAGCAUCUUGAUCAUGUUCACUAUCCUGACCAACUGUGCUUUCAUGACCCUCAGUAAUCCCCCAGAAUGGGCCAAGAAUGUAGAAUACACAUUCACAGGGAUUUACACCUUCGAGUCCCUUAUAAAAAUCCUGGCCAGGGGCUUCUGUCUGGGGAAGUUCACUUUCCUGCGGGACCCGUGGAACUGGCUGGAUUUCAGUGUUAUCCUCAUGGCAUAUGUCACAGAGUUUGUGGACCUGGGCAAUGUCUCAGCACUGCGAACCUUCAGGGUUCUGCGAGCCCUGAAAACUAUAUCAGUCAUCCCAGGCCUGAAGACCAUUGUGGGCGCACUGAUCCAGUCGGUAAAGAAGCUGUCGGACGUGAUGAUCCUCACGGUGUUCUGUCUCAGCGUCUUCGCCCUCAUCGGCCUGCAGCUCUUCAUGGGCAACCUGAGGCAGAAGUGUGUGCGUUAUCCGUUUACCAGCAACGCCACCAACAGCAGCAACGUAACCAGCGACGACGACGACAUGUUUUUCAACAACUCCCUGAUGGACAUCAACACUACGUUUGUGCAGAACGCCACAGAGAACCCCUUCAACUGGACGGAGUACAUCAGCGAUCCGGAUAAUUACUAUUACCUCCCUGGACGCAGGGAUGCUCUGCUCUGUGGGAACGGCAGCGGUGCUGGGCUCUGCCCAGAGGGUUUCACGUGUAUGAAAGCGGGUCGUAAUCCAGAUUACGGCUACACCAGCUUCGACACCUUCAGCUGGGCCUUCCUCUCUCUGUUCCGACUCAUGACCCAGGACUUCUGGGAAAACCUCUACCAGCAGACUUUGCGUGCUGCGGGGAAACCCUACAUGAUCUUCUUCGUGCUGGUGAUCUUCCUGGGCUCCUUCUACCUGGUCAACCUGAUCCUUGCCGUGGUGGCCAUGGCGUACGACGAGCAGAACCAGGCGACCAUCGAGGAGGCGCAGCAGAAGGAGGAGGAGUUCCAGGCCAUGCUGGAGCAACUGAAGAGACAGCAGGAGGAGGCACAGGUUGCCGCAGCAGCAGCCACAGAGAGCGGCGAGUACAGCGGGAGAGGGGGCCCCACCGCCGAGUCCUCCUCGGGGACGUCUAAGCUGAGCUCCAAGAGUGCCAAGGAGCGACGCAACAGGCGGAAGAAGAGGAAGCAGAGGGAGGAGGAGGAGGAGAGGGGAGUGCGCAAGUUCCACAAGUCAGAGUCCGAGGACAGCAUCAAGCGCUCCAGCUUCCGCUUCUCUGUGGAUGCCAACCGCCUCUCUUAUGAGAAGAGAUGCUCCUCGCCCAACCAGUCUCUCCUCAGUAUCCGAGGGUCCCUGCUGUCUCCUCGGAGGAACAGCCGCGCCAGCCUCUUCAGCUUUCGCGGCCGGGCGCGCGACAUGGGCUCCGAGAACGACUUCGCCGACGACGAGCACAGCACCUUCGAGGAGAGCGACAGUCGCCGCGGCUCCCUGUUCCUGCCGCGCCGCCUCGAGCGCCGCUGCAGCGCCGUCAGCCAGACGAGCCUCGGGGCGCCUCGGGUCAUGCUGCCCGCCAACGGGAAGAUGCACUGCGCCGUCGACUGCAACGGCGUGGUGUCGCUGGUCGGUGGAACGUCUGUAACAACCUCCCCUGUAGGUCUCCUGCUGCCUGAGGGAACAACGACAGACACCGAGUUGAAGAAACGCCGAUCAGGAUUUCACCAGCCGUCCAUGGAUUAUCUGGAUGAACCAGUGGGUCGGCAGAGAGCCAUGAGUGUGGCCAGUAUCCUCACCAACACCAUGGAAGAGCUUGAAGAGUCGAGACAGAAGUGCCCCCCCUGCUGGUAUCGAUUUGCCAACACCUGUCUGAUCUGGGAUUGUUAUCCGGAGUGGCUGAAAAUCAAGGAGGUGGUCAACAUGGUGGUCAUGGACCCCUUCGUGGAUCUGGCCAUCACCAUCUGCAUCGUGCUCAACACCCUGUUCAUGGCCAUGGAGCAUUACCCCAUGACGAAGGAAUUCAACACCGUGCUCUUGGUUGGAAACCUGGUGUUCACCGGUAUCUUCACAGCGGAGAUGUGUUUCAAGAUCAUCGCCCUGGAUCCCUACUACUACUUCCAGGAGGGCUGGAACAUCUUUGACGGCAUCAUCGUUAGUCUGAGUCUGAUGGAGCUCGGCCUGGCCAACGUGGAAGGCCUGUCUGUGCUCCGCUCCUUCAGACUGCUGAGGGUCUUCAAACUGGCCAAGUCGUGGCCCACCUUGAACAUGCUGAUUAAGAUCAUCGGUAACUCGGUGGGCGCUCUGGGGAACCUGACGCUGGUGCUCGCCAUCAUCGUCUUCAUCUUCGCCGUGGUGGGCAUGCAGCUGUUUGGCAAGAGCUACAAGGAGUUUGUGUGCAACAUCUCCGACGACUGUCAGCUGCCGCGCUGGCACAUGCACGACUUCUUCCACUCCUUCCUCAUCGUGUUCCGGGUGCUGUGUGGAGAGUGGAUCGAGACCAUGUGGGACUGCAUGGAGGUGGCAGGGCAGUCCAUGUGCCUGAUAGUCUUCAUGAUGGUCAUGGUCAUUGGAAACCUUGUGGUCCUAAACCUGUUCCUGGCUCUCCUCCUGAGCUCAUUCAGCGCUGACAACCUGGCAGCCACUGACGACGACAGCGAGAUGAACAACCUGCAGAUCGCCGUGGGCCGCAUCCAGCGGGGCAUCGCGUUCAUCAAAUCUGCGGUGCGGCAGUUCCUCCAGAGCCACUGCUUCGGCGGGGGCAGCAAGGGAUCCGGUCUGACCGAGGAGAGCAAACCCCUGGACGAACUGCACAGCAACGGCAAAGGCAACUGUAUCUCUAAUCACACCACACUGGAGAUCACCAAAGAGCCCAGUAGGGUGUACAUGACAGAGGGCAACGGGCGGCCAGGAGGGGGGCUGGUGGUCGGGGUCAGGGACACGGUGGUGAAGUACCCCAUCGAGGAAUGUGACUACAUGUCAUUUAUUCACAACCCCAGCCUCACGGUCACUGUGCCCAUCGCUGUGGGCGAGUCAGACUUUGAGAACCUGAACACGGAAGAUUUCAGCAGCGACUCGUCGGACGUGGAGGGCAGCAAGGAGACUCGGCAGUUUAACCUCUCAUCUUCUUCCCGGCCCGUGCAGAAGCUCGACACAGAGCCCAAGCGUCUGAGCUCAUCGGAGGGGAGCACGGUUGAUAUCCGGCCCCCGGGAGACGGGGUUGACUCGGUGGAGCUGGAGCCAGAGGAGUCUAUGGAACCGGAGGCCUGCUUCACAGAGGGCUGUGUGAGCAAGUUCCAGUGCUGCCAGAUCAACGAGGAUAACGACCAUUAUAAGAACUGGUGGAAUCUGAGGAAGACCUGCUUCAUCAUAGUGGAGCACAACUGGUUUGAGUCCUUCAUCAUAUUUAUGAUCCUGCUCAGCAGUGGGGCGCUGGCUUUCGAGGACGUUUACAUCGAGCAGCGGAGGACCAUCAAGACGAUGCUGGAGUACUCGGACAAGGUCUUUACUUAUGUCUUCAUCCUGGAAAUGCUGCUGAAGUGGGUGGCAUACGGCUUCGUCAAGUACUUCACCAACGCCUGGUGCUGGCUCGACUUCCUCAUCGUAGACGUGUCCCUGGUGAGCCUCGUAGCCAACGCUAUGGGCUACUCGGAGCUUACCGCUAUCAAAUCUCUGAGGACGCUACGAGCCCUCCGGCCCCUGAGGGCCCUGUCUCGGUUUGAGGGCAUGAGGGUCGUGGUGAACGCGCUGCUGGGCGCCAUCCCCUCCAUCAUGAACGUGCUGCUGGUCUGCCUCAUCUUCUGGCUCAUCUUCAGCAUCAUGGGCGUCAACCUGUUCGCGGGGAAGUACUACUACUGCGUCAACACCACCUCGGACGAGGUCUUCCCCAUCCACAUCGUCAACAACAAGACGGACUGCCUGAACCUGAUCAACGACAGCGGCCGCUGGAAGAACGUCAAAAUCAACUUUGACAACGUGGGGGCCGGGUACCUGGCUCUGCUGCAAGUGGCAACGUUUAAGGGUUGGAUGGACAUCAUGUACGCAGCCGUGGACUCUCGAGACUUGGAAGAUCAGCCCAAAUAUGAAGUGAACCUGUACAUGUACCUCUACUUUGUCAUAUUCAUCAUCUUCGGCUCCUUCUUCACCCUCAACCUGUUCAUUGGUGUCAUCAUCGACAACUUCAACCAGCAGAAGAAAAAGUUUGGAGGUCAGGACAUUUUCAUGACUGAAGAACAGAAGAAAUACUACAACGCCAUGAAGAAGCUGGGCUCCAAGAAACCACAGAAACCGAUACCUCGACCGACAAACGCUUUCCAAGGCUGCGUGUUCGACUGCAUCACAAAGCAGGCGUUCGACAUCGUCAUCAUGAUCCUCAUCUGCCUCAACAUGGUGACCAUGAUGGUGGAGACCGACGACCAGACGAAGGAGAUGGACGACAUCCUCUACCUGAUCAACAUGGUCUUCAUCGUGCUCUUCACUGGGGAGAGCGUGCUCAAGAUGAUCUCCCUGCGUCACUAUUACUUCACGAUUGGCUGGAACAUAUUUGACUUUGUGGUGGUGAUCCUGUCCAUCGUGGGAAUGUUUUUAUCCGAAGUUAUCGAGAAAUACUUUGUGUCCCCAACGCUGUUCCGAGUGAUCCGUCUGGCCAGGAUAGGCCGCAUCCUCCGUCUCAUCAAAGGCGCCAAGGGCAUCCGGACGCUCCUCUUCGCCCUCAUGAUGUCGCUCCCUGCCCUCUUCAACAUCGGCCUCCUCCUCUUCCUCGUCAUGUUCAUCUACGCCAUCUUCGGGAUGUCCAACUUCGCCUAUGUCAAGCGUGAAUCAGGAAUCGAUGACAUGUUCAAUUUCGAGACCUUCGGGAACAGUAUGAUCUGUUUGUUUCAGAUCACCACCUCAGCCGGGUGGGACAGCCUCCUGGCGCCCAUACUGAACAAACGGGAGCCCGACUGCGACAGCCGGAUGGAGCACCCGGGCAACAAUUACAAAGGCAACUGCGGCAACCCGUCGGUGGGCAUCUUCUUCUUCGUCAGCUACAUAAUUAUCUGCUUUCUCAUUGUGGUCAACAUGUACAUCGCCGUCAUCCUGGAGAACUUCAGCGUGGCCACGGAGGAGAGUGCCGAGCCGCUGAGCGAGGACGACUUUGAGAUGUUCUACGAGGUGUGGGAGCGCUUCGAUCCAGGCGCCACUCAGUUCAUGGAGUACAGCAAGCUUUCUGACUUUGCAGACGCUCUAGACCCGCCGCUGCGCAUGCCCAAGCCCAACAUGAUCCAUCUCAUCUCCAUGGAUCUGCCGAUGGUGAGUGGCGAGCGAAUCCACUGUCUUGACAUCCUGUUCGCCUUCACCAAGCGCGUGCUGGGCGAAGGCGGCGAGAUGGACGUGUUGCGCGGGCAGAUGGAGGAGCGCUUCAUGGCCUCCAACCCCUCUAAGGUGUCUUACGAGCCCAUCACCACCACCCUGCGCCGCAAACAAGAGGACAUGUCGGCUGUCAUUAUCCAGAGAGCCUUCCGCCGCUACAUGAUCUGUCUGGCCAUGAAGAAGGCAUCCACCCUCUACAAGGAGAAGCUGAAGGAGGGCAUCCGCGACCCCGACAAGGACGUGAUGGUCAUCAGCAAGUUCACCGAGAACUCCACCUCGGACAAAACGGACAUGACGCCGUCCACGGCCUCCCCGCCCUCCUACAACAGCGUGACGAAAUCGGACAAGGACAAAUACGAGAAGGAGAACAGGGAGAAGGAAAACAAAGGAAAAGACUCGAAAGAACGAAAGAAAUAGACUUUUUUUUUUUUUUUAAAGGAACAAAACAUUCAAAUCAGAGACAUGAGAGAAAUUUGUUUACAGCUUCUGAGGGCGGGUAGAUAGACCUACGCUUGUGUGUGGAUUGUGGAGGAAUGCUCCGCCAGGGAGGCCUAAGAAUCUGAGUGUGGUUUGAUGGGUCUGCUCAGAGCGGAGAUGUGGAAACGAAUGAUCCAGCAGACACUGCCAGAGUCGAGUGGAACAUGAUAGAGCCUCUCUGCAAAUCGCUUGUGAUUUUCCUAUUGGUUGUUGUUACUAUCUGACACACUUGAGUGUACUGUUAAGUUGUCUGUAGCUAGUGCUGCUGCUACUAAUAUAAAUCCAGUGUCUUGAAUUUAACAAUAGCUGUAUCACUUAACGAGUACUCUGCAUUUUCUUGUUUGUUUUCUUUUGGUUUUAAGAUUUUCCUUUUUUAUGAGAAAGAAUGUUUUCUACUUUUUUGUGUCUUUAUCGUGAGAAUGUGUCCACUGCUUUCACUGUUGUAAAAUCACCAAGGGCAGAACAAGUCGAUGCUGGAAACUACGACAGCCAUGUGAAGCUGGUACGAUGCAGGGUCAGGACCACGUCAACGCUAGAUCAAGUGCAAUGGACAGAUACACACACACACACACCAGUGAUUGUUCAAAUCUGUAUUGUGCUUCUGUCUGAACGGCCAUCUCCCCCAUUUCAAUAGGAUACACAAGUCUCUAGAUUCAGAGAAGCUGAAUGUAUGCAAGCAGAAGGAAUGAGAUACAUGUUUGACAUUCAGGGAAACGUGCCUGGUUUCGUUAUUGUGAGAGUGAGAUGAGAAGAUUUCAUCAAUUUAGCCGCUGGCGUCCGGAAAGGCUCAUUUAUACUCAACGCAAGAUUCUGACUCUUUUCAUAGAUAAAGGCUGCAAAACUGAGCUUUAACACUGGACUCACGUGUGUGAGAUGCGUUAACACCCGACGGUGGUCGUCCCCGACACUUGGCACUGACGCCAUCGUCAUAGCAGCAACAAUCACAGUUGGCUUUUGUGUUUUUACGUAAAUAUAUUGUCAAGUAGAAUUGGUAAUAUGAAAGUAAAGGAGAAAGAGGAUCUUCGGCUGAUACCUCAACCCCCAGUAAACCUUGACAUUUGAGUUUUUUACUGAACUAAGCAGAAGCGACAUGAUCAUUUCUGGGCAUUAAAAGCAUUUUUCAGCUUUGCAGUGAACCAGUUAUUUUCUUCUUCAGCUUUAGCUAAGAUACAAACACGAGAACAGCAUCAAUCUCCUCAUCCAACUCUUGACGACAAAUCCGUACAUUUCCCUAAAAUGUCGGAGUGAUUUCCUGGAGGUGACGCGCACAUGUGAUCGUUUCAUCCGCUGUCGUAUUGCAGUGUCUCUUCUAACAGACUCCUUGUCUCCCACCACCCCCCUCUCCUCCGUCCCACCUCCUCCAGAGCUCUUGUAAAGAAAUGAUCUCAAGUAAUAAAAUAUACUAAAAAAGGAACAACGUCAAUCUCUCUAACUGCUCGAAUGAAGGUUAUAAUGUCACAACUUGUUUGUUUGACGUUCAUGUUGUUUUUGUACUGUAAAUAAUAUCCGGGCCAACAGUAUAUGUAAGAGCCCUUUUUAUCCCCCACUGCUAUGUAACACCACAUGUAAGUGUGUGUGGGAGAGAAAGUUUGCACGUGUCUGUGUUUGUAUGUGAGUGUUGUUUAUGUUCUGCUGCAGUUGCGAAACUUCAAACUUCAGUCAUUACGUGAUGAAGGCAGCCUUGGACAGGAAGUCACGUCAUCAGACGGUUGCUCAACCGGGUACAGCCCUGCCCGCCAGCCUCAGCCCGCCAGCCUCAGCCCCCAGCCUCUGUCCCUGCACCAGGUCUUUGUAGCGUUCAGAUUCUCUCUCAAAUGCCUCCUCGCACCCCUCGGCACAGUCAGCUCCACUUGGAUGAUCUUCUUUCCUUCAGUAUAGAACAGGACUGCAUUUAGACAACAUCUGGAAACUGGAGCCAUCUUUUGCUCUUGAGUUGAUGUUUCCCGGUUCUCUCCUGCUCCAGAAUGUCAGCGAGCACAGUCUGUACUUUGUCGUGGCUCCACAAGUAUCUGCCCUGGGUCGGAGCAAUCAUGGUGCCCAUUUGCCCACAGAGCUUGCACAUCGGGCCGCUUCUUCUGCCCCAAAUGUGCAGGUUCACAGGGGUGUGAAGGGGGUCGUAGACGGCCCUUAGCUAGAAGGAGAUCCAGAAAGGCUCUAGGCCCAUAGGUCAGCUCUUGUUGACUUCCUCUUGGGGAGGUCACCCCUUGUCCAGGCUCCCUGGGAUCCUCGCUCCACUGCUCUUGACUUAGGCCACAGUUCUCCUCUCCUUUGGGUUGGCUUUCCCCCAUCGUUCCCAGUCCUUGCCUUUCGAUGAUGUCCUUGAGUUUGAGGUUUCCUUCUGUUUGGGCCAAUAUCAUAUUAUAGAGAUUGUUUUUACUGUAGAUAUGAGUCCAUUUGAUUUACGUUUUUCCUCCAGGUGUUUUUCUUUUUUUUUCUGCACUGUAACACACAUGUUUGGUCCCAUAUCUGUAGAUACAAACCAUGAAGCAAUCAGUAGCCAGCUCUCAUUGCGCUUGUAGUGUUUUUAGUGAACUGCAUGCAAGUGACUACUGUCUGCUCAUGUGGUCAUAUCAUUUUAAAGCCAAAAGAAUAAAGGACAUAUUUUUUGUAAA